GUGGUCCUAAGUAACGCAACAAUGAAGGUUAUAAUAGUGUUGUCUAUACUCUGUGGUUUGGGAAUGUCGGCAAUGGCGGAUGUACCAUGCGGACAAAAUGUGACUGAAGCGAUAACAACCUGCACUUCGAAGGGAUCCGAAGCUCAAACCGAGCAAGACUGUGUAGUGGCCGCCGUAAUCGAUUACAUUGACUGCCAACAUCCCCAAGAAGCCAUCCAAAUUAUGUCAAGAGCCGGCGGGGAUGGGAGUGCCAAAAUGACUAAAAUAAAAUGUAUAGUGGUCACCUCGAUAGAUAUGUUCAAGUGUUUCGUCCAGGAAUUACUGAAAGCACCAUUCACUUGGGACUGGCCGGCGAUUACUAAGUGCCUCACGACCUAUUCACCCGCUUACCUGGGGUGUAAAUAAAAAAGUGUACCUGAUUACUGCAAUAUUAAUAAAAUUUCAGUAAAUCAUGUCAACAGUUUUUUCAAGGCACGAUUAAAAACAAUAGCAACUUA
This is a messenger RNA of Helicoverpa zea (corn earworm), 497 nucleotides long. RefSeq lists its product as uncharacterized. The record is from RefSeq and is a predicted model, not a curated record. Lineage: Eukaryota; Metazoa; Arthropoda; Insecta; Lepidoptera; Noctuidae. The coding region runs from base 22 to 405 and encodes 127 amino acids. The transcript is spliced from 4 exons.